Dictyostelium purpureum is the source of this 1365-nucleotide messenger RNA. RefSeq lists its product as uncharacterized. The record is from RefSeq and is a predicted model, not a curated record. NCBI's taxonomy places the organism in Eukaryota, Evosea, Eumycetozoa, Dictyosteliales, Dictyosteliaceae. The coding region runs from base 1 to 1365 and encodes 454 amino acids. The transcript is spliced from 4 exons.
AUGGAGAUGUUACCAGAUCCUAAUUCACCACCACCAACCCCAAAAUCACCAGCUCAAGAUCAACAUGAGCAUGAAGAAAUAGAUCAAGAACAAGUCGAUGAUCAAGAACCAGAAGAAAAUCAACAUAGAGAAUUAACACCACCUGAACCAAUAGUCCUUGGUUUAACUGUUGAAUAUCAUCCAGUAGACAGUGAUGAAGAAUUCAAUAAUAAUAAUGUCAGUUACCAAUUACCAAAUACCCCACCAAUAUUGUCAUCCCAAGUAACCAAUCAACAAGAAAACAGUUCAGUUGAGGAAAAUAAUCACCCAGAUGAAAGCAAUCAAGAAAAUCGAUACCCUCUUUUAAAUCAAGAACAACAAGAACAAUAUGCAUCAUCUGAAGAUAGUUAUGACGGCAACAGAAAUCAAGAUUUAAGUCUUUCCUUAACCCUUGAGCAUCAUAAGAUCGAUAGUGACGAUGACUAUGAUUAUAAUUGGAAAUGUUACCAAGAUCCAAACUCACCACCACCACCAACCCCAAAAUCACCAGCUCAAGAUCAACAUGAGCAUAUGCACAAGGUAGAAAAAUGGGAUAAUUGGAUAAUUAUUAUUCCAGAGGCGAAAAUAAAAAAUUUUUUAAAGAAGGAGUUGAUACUGCUAGAAAAAUUAGAAAGAUUAGAAGCAUUAAUAAUAGAACCAACUACUUUGGUUAAUUUUUACAAUUUAGAAGAUUUUUCAAAUGAUGAUUUAGAAUCAGAAAAUGAAGAAAAUCAAAUUAUUGACAAUUUAGAAAACUAUGAAGAGGAACCAAUUUUAUCCACUCCUCCAGCUCAACAACAACAAACAACAACAACAACAACAACAACAACUACCACUACCACUACAACCACUGCAACAACCCACCAACAAGAUAGCAAUGAUUCAUCUGAUGAUAAUGAUGAUUAUGAUUAUGAUUGGAUAUCCUAUCAAAUUCCAGUCUCACCACCAAUGUCACCAUCAGAACAUCCAACACAUAACUUCCCAAUUGAAAAUGAAGAGCCAAUUCAUGUUUCACCACCAUAUCACUACCCUUAUGAAUUGGAAGAACCUAUUUAUUCAACACCUCCACAACAACAACAACACAAUCUUAUAAAUGAGUUUGAACAAGAAAUAGAUGAUUAUAUUCAUGACCAAGAAGUCCCAGAAAUUAUUGAAGAUUUAUUUUCUUACUUGGAUGAAAUAGAAGAACCACAAAUCAACCAACAAAUAGUAGAACAACAAUUAGAUCCACAAGUAGAGCAAGUACAUCAAGAACAAGGAGAACAAAAUCAAGAAAUAGAAGAGCCACAAAUUAACCAACAAAUAGUAGAACAAAUAGAGCAAGUAAAUCAAAAUGAAGAAUCAUAA